This is a messenger RNA of Fusarium vanettenii 77-13-4, 800 nucleotides long. RefSeq lists its product as uncharacterized. The transcript is spliced from 2 exons. Lineage: Eukaryota; Fungi; Ascomycota; Sordariomycetes; Hypocreales; Nectriaceae. Bases 1 to 543 code for a protein of 180 amino acids. The record is from RefSeq and is a predicted model, not a curated record.
AUGAAGUCUACACUCUUCAUCGCCGCCCUCUUCGCGGGUCUCGCGUCUGCUCAGCAGGAUAAGCUCCCUACAUGCGCUCAACCCUGUGUCGACAAGUAUACCACGGGCAAGGGCAUCGCCGGAUGUGGUCAGUUCGACUUCAAGUGCAUCUGCAGCAACGAGAGCUUCCUCGACGGUAUCGCGUGCUGUCUCGAGGGCGAGUGCGACGACAAGGGAAAGCAGGCUGCGGUCGACUACGCGAAGAAGAUUUGUUCCACCUCGGGCGUUGAUGUUCCUGAUGAGGUGGUUUGCAAGGACUCGGCCAAGGAGAGUGCGAAUACGAGCGCGAGCGCCGCGAGCGCCAGUGGUAGCAACACUGCCGCCAGCGACACCGCCAGUGGUACUGCCAGUGGUACUGCUGCGGCUACAACCGAGACCGGCACCUCGACAGAGACCAGCGGUAGCGGUGCUGCUGAGACCAGCUCCGCUGAUAGCGGCAACGGUGCUUCGCGUGGAACAGCGGCUGGACUUCUGGGUGCCGUCAUGAUGGCUCUCGCUCUGUAAGGGAUAAGCAUAUACAGAUCGAAUGGAUAUUGCUUGGGAUUGGUAGUGGAAGUUGUUUGAAGAGAGGGAACAUGUUUAACGAAAAGAAGGGGUAAUACUAUCGACGGCGACGGGAGAGUGAGCUUCUUCUUUGCAACAUCGAGUUUACAGAGCCAGUCAUGUAUACCGGAGAGACUAUACGGUUGCCGCAAGGCCACCUUUAAUUACGAAUGGAUUUACGUUGAAGACACAUGGACUUGGGUUACGUUUUGUUAUGC